This is a messenger RNA of Chrysoperla carnea, 1787 nucleotides long. RefSeq names its product origin recognition complex subunit 1 (gene Orc1). Gene Ontology annotation, molecular function: DNA replication origin binding; ATP hydrolysis activity; ATP binding. Bases 111 to 1787 code for a protein of 558 amino acids. Gene Ontology annotation, cellular component: nuclear origin of replication recognition complex. The transcript has 7 exons. NCBI's taxonomy places the organism in Eukaryota, Metazoa, Arthropoda, Insecta, Neuroptera, Chrysopidae. The record is from RefSeq and is a predicted model, not a curated record. Gene Ontology annotation, biological process: DNA replication initiation; mitotic DNA replication checkpoint signaling.
UUAAUGGUCAUCACAUAAAUUGUCAAAGUGGAAUUCUUACCAAAACGUCCAAAACAUAAUACAUUACUAGUUGUUCGUAGUGAAAUAAAUAUCUGUGAUAAAAAAUCAAAAUGGCUACAAGAUCUGGUCGAAAAAUAAAAGUUAAUUCAUAUCGGGAGAUGGAAUCCGAUUCAGAAUCAUCUCCAGGGAAAAAACCGGCUAGACCUCUAAGACGAUCUAAUAGAAUUAAAAGUUACAAUGAGAGUGAUUCAGAAACUGAAAAUAUUUCUAUCAAAUCAUCACCAAAACGAAAAAUUAUUUCAAAACAUUUGCGUGAUAAUGAUUCUGAUUCAAGUGAUUCAAUAUUUUUACAAUCACCAUCUAAAAGAAAACCAACAACCAAGACAUCAACUACAACACCUCGUACUCGAAAAAAAUUGGCAGAAAUAACUGAAGACCUAUUACCAUUAAAUAUCAGCUCACCAAAAAAACCAAAAACGAAAACAAUUGAGAAAAUAAAACCAGAGAACACUCCAGUUAAUAGAGUAAAAAAUAUUAAAAGUAUAAUCAAAACUCCAAAUACACCUAAACAAACUCCUAUUCGUAGACGAAUAUCAUUUGUAAUCGAUUCACCACAUCCAAUGAAAAAUCAUUUACAUAAAGAAAAUACUGAAUUAGAUGUGGUUCGAGAAAAAUUACACGUUUCAAAAGUACCUGAAUCUUUACCGUGCCGUGAGAGUGAAUAUUCUGAUAUUUUUAAUUUUGUUUACAGUAAAUUAUCUACAGAUUCUAGCGGGUGUAUGUAUGUAGCAGGAGUACCUGGUACGGGUAAAACAGCUACAGUCACUGAAGUGAUACGAAAUUUACAAAAUUUGGGCACAAUUGAUCAUGGUGAUAUUCCAGUUUUUGAUUAUGUAAACAUUAAUGGUAUGCGAUUAACAGAACCCAGACAAGCUUACGUGGAGAUUUAUAAACAACUCACAAAUAAAAGAUUGGUUUGGGAUCAAGCUUAUGAAUGCCUUAAAAAGAAAAUAUUCGGUGAUGGUAAACGAAAACGACCAAUAGUGUUAUUAGUCGAUGAGUUGGAUAUCAUUCAUACGAAACGCCAAGACGUAGUUUAUAAUAUUUUAGACUGGCCAAGCAAAUUAAAUUCAAAAAUAAUUAUAAUUGCUAUUUCAAAUACCAUGGAUUUACCUGAACGACUUUUAAUGGGUCGUGUAGCUAGUCGUUUAGGUCUAACUCGCUUACCAUUCCAACCAUAUAAUUUUAAACAAUUAGAACAAAUUGUCGCAACCCGUUUAGAUGGAAUAAAUAUUUUUCAAAGCGAAGCAAUUCAACUUGUUGCAAGAAAAGUUGCGGCUGUUUCUGGAGAUGCACGACGUGCUUUAGAUAUUUGUCGUCGAGCUGCUGAAAUAGCUGCCCAUCAAGAAACAACAAACCAAACAGAAAUUCGUGUUACUUUAAAACAUGUGAAUGAAGCAUUAAAUGAAAUGAUAAACUCCGAUCAAAUAAAAUUAAUAAAAAGUUUAACGAAAAUUGAAAAAUUAUUUUUACAAUCAAUUAUUGCUGAGGUAACGCGAAUCGGUGUAGAAGAAACAUCAUAUCAAAAUGUUUUAAAACAAUUCUAUACGUUAUGCACACUUGAAGGAAUCACAAAACCUGCAUGUACAAUAUUAACAACUGUUGCACAAUAUUUAGCUAAACAAAAAAUGAUUGUUAUUGAGAAAUCAAAACAUCAUGUUAUUGAACAAAUGUAUUUGAAUGUUUGCCAAGAUGAUGUACAAUUUGCUUUGAAUGAUAUGAUUUAA